AUGGAUAGUAUCGCAGAAGCUUGUAAUAAUCUUAAAAAGGAAUAUGAUGAGUGUUUUAAAAUUUGGUUUUCUGAAAAAUUUCUUAAAGGAGAUUUAGACGAUUCAAUGUGCUCACAUCACUUCAAAUUAUACAGUCAGUGCCUUAAGAAAGCUAUGAAGGAUCAAAAUAUAAAUCUAGAUGAAGUGAAUAUAAUUCAUUUGGUAGCAGAAGAAAAAAAGGAAACUGAA
Eufriesea mexicana is the source of this 228-nucleotide messenger RNA. RefSeq names its product TP53-regulated inhibitor of apoptosis 1. The annotation marks the transcript as partial. The transcript is spliced from 2 exons. The record is from RefSeq and is a predicted model, not a curated record. Lineage: Eukaryota; Metazoa; Arthropoda; Insecta; Hymenoptera; Apidae. Gene Ontology annotation, biological process: phospholipid translocation. Gene Ontology annotation, cellular component: mitochondrial intermembrane space; nucleus; cytosol. Gene Ontology annotation, molecular function: phosphatidic acid transfer activity.